This is a messenger RNA of Populus euphratica (Euphrates poplar), 2521 nucleotides long. RefSeq lists its product as uncharacterized. The transcript is spliced from 2 exons. Bases 701 to 2266 code for a protein of 521 amino acids. The record is from RefSeq and is a predicted model, not a curated record. Lineage: Eukaryota; Viridiplantae; Streptophyta; Magnoliopsida; Malpighiales; Salicaceae.
UUUCACACUGAAUCAAAACCACACCUCCUACAUACUUUGACCAGUUGCCUUGCCUCUCCUAUCACCCCCCUCCCUCUCGGCUACCCCACCCUGAUCUUUUGAGAGAAACUGCGAGCAGAAGCAGCCUCUGUUUGAGAGAAGAAAAGGCUGGAGAACCACCCCUCUUUGUCUUUCUGUCUCUUGAAGAAAACCCUAAUUCACCUCAGUACCCCCAUAUUAGGCUUAAAAACAAAAGGGAAACAGAAAACAACCAAAGAGAGUUAGCUUCCAUUCAUCUCUAUCUCUUUCUUCCCUGAUGGAACUAUCAAUUUCAUGAUCCUGGGCUGCUUAUUCCAUUCUUUACACCAUAAUAAACCCUUUUGUCCAAAGACUAAGUAAAAGCAAGCCAAACGCUGUCUUCUUUGUAGAUCAGAGCUUUAAAGACAACUUGGGGUACUUUUUCAGAGAAUAGCUCUUCUUGAUUUAUCUUCCAGAAGACUUUUCUCUUUCUUUCUUUAUAUUACCACAUGCUUUGUUUUGUAGCUUCUCCCUCCCUUCUUAAAUGAGCCUGAUCGAGUCUGUGUGGGUAAGUCAAUAAGUAAGCACGCGAAAAUCUCACUGCAUAUGUAGAUACAUCUCUCUCUCUCUCUCUCUCUCUCCAUAUCUCUGUCUUCUUUUACGUCUUUCCCUUUUAGUUUAUCUCUCUUUUUCUUGAAGAAAAAUGGAUUCUGGCAAUAGUGGAAGUAUGCAAUCCUCCAGUGGUGGAGAUGAAGAGUAUGAUUCACGCGCUGAGUCAAUCUCAGCUUUCUUGAACAACAAUAACAACCCAUUAAGCCAUGUUGGUCCCAUGUCUAGUAACCCACCACCACAACCAGAACACCAGCACCACCACCAAACCCACCACUCUUCUUCAUCAUCAACGUUGUUGUUUGACCCUAUAUCAAACUAUUUUGAUCCUUUAUCAUCAGCACCGUCAAGAUCAUCACCACCUCCUUACACGAACCCAAAUUCACUCCUCAAUCUUGAUAUGGUUUGGUCUAAGAACUUAAGAUCUGAACCCAAUUGCACUGAUCUUGGUGGCUUCAUUUCGUCUUCCUCACCAACCCAACAGUUGUUUACCAACCAAACUCAAACGAGAACCACUUUUCAGUCUCUACCACCACACGGACAAGAAAGUGCUACAAGAGGUUCAGUUUCGGUUUCAGGGACAAAUGAUCAAGUCAGUAACACUGCAGGGGUUAGAAACCCGAAGAAAAGAUCAAGAGCUUCUAGGCGUGCACCUACAACUGUCUUGAGCACGGACACCACCAAUUUCAGAGCCAUGGUUCAGGAGUUUACAGGGAUCCCUGCACCACCCUUCACAUCCUCACCUUUCCCAAGAAGCAGGCUUGAUCUAUUUGGAACUGCAGCCUCCACUUUGAGAACAGCUGUCUCUCACCAUUUGGACCCUUCACCGCCUCCUUACCUUUUAAGACCGUUUGCUCAAAGAUUCCAGCCACCUCCACCAGCAGCACCGCCAUUUGCCUCUUCAGGCUCUACUGCAUCAUCAUUUUCUACUUCUUCUAUGGUUGAUGCUAUAGCCUCCACUGCUACAGCUAACAUCAAUAAUUCCGGUGCUUGUACUAAUAGUAGUACUACUUCUAAUAUCCCCUCAACUUCCAUUAACUACCAACUACCUUCUGAUUUAGGCCUUUUGAAACAGCCGCAACACUUGCUCAACAUCAACGUCCAAAACCCAAUGUUCAAUUUCCACCCUCUUCUUCAAGCCCCUCAUAAAUAUCCACUUCCAAAUUCAACCAGUAUCCUUGGCACCACAAAAGCACAACAAGGGUCUUCUUUAGAAAUCCCAUCAAAUGAUUCACAUCUCAAAAUGGGUGUUUUAGAAGAGUUCGGGAUGAGCCAUGGGCAUGUUAGCACAAACCUUGCAGGGCUUCAAAAUAUAGUCUCAUCAUCAUCGACACCAUCAGCAGAUGCGACGUUAAUGAGAAGAAGUGAUCACAACAACAAUCUUGCAAACUGGGGAGAUGGGGUUGGUUCAAAUGAGGGUGGCCAUCAUCAUCAACAACAACAACAAGGUCUUCUAAGGUCCAUUAACGGAAAUUACAAUAACUCAACCCAGCGUGUUACAAACGGGAAAGUUAACUUCUUGGCUUCUUCAUCAUCAGAUUUUCGUGGUGAUAAUAAGGGGCAAGAGAAUGUGGCUACAAGGAGUGAAGAAGUAGUAAAUGAUAGCGAGAUCAUAAUCAGAGAGAGAAAGAAUGAAGAUGAAGAGGCCGAUAAAGCUUAAAUGGCGGUGAGUAUCUAUGUUGAUGCAUGAAAGAAAGAGAAUAUUUUUUUGUCUCUCUCCAUUUGAACCAUGACUUUUGGUUAACCUAAUUAGGACACCUUUUUUCUUUUUUUGAUUUUAUUUCCCUUUUAAUCUCUCCUAGUUAUAUGUAAAUAAUAGCUUUUCUUUGUUCUUUUGACAUUUUUCCAUGUAUUAAUUCCUGAUCCUUGUACAUCCCUAUACAAACGAUCAUGGCACUCUUAAUUAGUUCUCCUA